GUGGUCCAUCGUGGUGGCCGCGGGUCGUUUCGGCAGGACCUGGGAAGUUAGGAUCUCGUUUACUCUACGGAGACCGGACCUAGCCCUCCGGUCCCCGUCCCGUCGGCAAAAUGGUGAAGCCCAAGUACAAAGGACGGAGCACCAUCAACCCCUCCAAGGCCAGCACAAACCCUGAUCGAGUACAGGGAGCAGGAGGCCAAAACAUGAGGGACCGGGCCACCAUCCGGCGCCUGAAUAUGUACAGGCAGAAGGAACGCAGGAACAGUCGUGGCAAAGUGAUUAAGCCUCUGCAGUAUCAGUCAACCGUGGCUUCUGGUACAGUGGCAAGAGUGGAGCCAAAUAUUAAAUGGUUUGGAAACACGCGUGUGAUUAAGCAGUCGUCAUUGCAAAAAUUCCAAGAGGAAAUGGGCACGGUUCUGAAGGAUCCGUACAAAGUUGUCAUGAAGCAGAGCAAGUUACCCAUGUCUCUCCUCCAUGACCGGACCCAGCCUCACAACUCCAAGGUGCACAUUCUUGAUACUGAAAGCUUUGAGACUACAUUCGGCCCCAAGUCACAGAGGAAGCGACCAAACUUAUUUGCGAGUGACAUGCAGUCUCUCCUAGAAAACGCGGAAAUGUCCACCGAAGGCUACGACCAGGGCAAGGAUCGUGACCUGGUCACUGAGGACCCUGGUGUGAGAAACGAAGCCCAAGAAGAGAUCUAUAAGAAGGGACAGUCCAAAAGAAUAUGGGGUGAGCUCUACAAGGUGAUAGAUUCUUCAGAUGUUGUAGUUCAAGUUCUUGAUGCUAGAGAUCCGAUGGGUACCCGGUCCCCUCAUAUUGAGACUUACCUGAAGAAGGAGAAACCCUGGAAACACCUUAUUUUUGUUCUUAACAAAUGUGACCUCGUUCCAACCUGGGCAACAAAACGUUGGGUCGCGGUUCUGUCCCAGGAUUACCCGACACUUGCCUUCCACGCGAGUCUCACCAACCCCUUCGGCAAAGGAGCAUUCAUUCAGCUUCUCCGGCAGUUUGGAAAGUUGCACACUGACAAGAAGCAGAUCAGCGUCGGGUUCAUUGGCUACCCAAAUGUCGGCAAGAGCUCUGUGAUAAACACGCUGCGCUCCAAGAAAGUCUGCAGUGUGGCCCCCAUUGCAGGCGAAACGAAGGUCUGGCAGUACAUCACCUUGAUGCGUCGGAUAUUCCUCAUCGACUGUCCAGGGGUGGUGUACCCCUCCGAAGACUCAGAGACAGACAUCGUGCUAAAGGGAGUGGUUCAAGUUGAAAAGAUUAAGACUCCCGAAGACCACAUUGGUGCUGUGCUUGAACGGGCCAAGCCAGAAUAUAUCUGCAAGACGUACAAGAUUGAUUCGUGGGAGAAUGCUGAGGACUUUCUUGAGAAGCUAGCUUUGCGGACCGGAAAAUUACUGAAGGGUGGAGAGCCAGACCUGCAGACUGUGGGUAAGAUGGUUCUCAACGACUGGCAGAGGGGCCGGAUCCCUUUCUUCGUCAAGCCACCCAACGCAGAGCCAUCUCCUGAAGCCUCCCAGCUCCCAUCCUCCUCGUCUUUGGAAGUCGCCAUGGAAACAAGCCAGAAGAACCCAGAAGAGGAGAUCACGGCAACUGUAGGUGAAGCGUCGGAGCCUGUCACCGAGAAGGAAGAAGGGCACAGUCCCUGUGGCGCUGACUCAGAAAUGCAGCAGAUCCUGGCACGAGUCCGGCAGAACUUCGGCAAGAUCAAUGUCGUGCCUCAGUUUUCCGGGGAUGACCUGGUCCCUGUGGAGAUGUCGGAUAUUGAUGAAGAGCCUGAGAGCUUUUCUGAAGAGGAGGAGGAGGAGCAGGAGCUACCAGGAGACGAAGAGGAGUCCUGCCCAGAGUCCCAGGAGGAACACACGGAGAGCGACACCAAGGCAGUUAUUAAAGCCUUGGAUGAGAAGAUCGCUAAAUACCAGAAAUUUUUAAACAAGGCCAAAGCUAAGAAGUUCUCAGCAGUCAGAAUAUCCAGGGGACUAAGCGAAAAAGUUUUUGCAAAAUCUGAAGAGCAAGGAGCAGCUGAAGAAGUUGUGGAAGAUACAGCACCUACCAAAAAGGGAAGGAAGAGGAAGGCACAGAGGGAAGAGGACCGUUCAGAUAAAAGUCGCAGGAUGCUUACGUCUAAGGAACGGAGGCGGGCAGCCCGGCAGCAGCAGUCUAGGAAAGUAGGUGUCCGCUACUAUGAAACCCACAACGUGAAGAAUAGGAACAGGAACAAAAAGAAGACCAGUGACUCAGAGGGACAGAAACACAGGCACAAAAAAUUCAAGCACAAGCAGUGACAUUUUAAAAGUUUAUUAAAUUAUAUAGAAACAGGCCAUUA
Messenger RNA from Hyaena hyaena (striped hyena), 2335 nucleotides. It is a transcript of the gene GNL2, whose product is annotated as G protein nucleolar 2. NCBI's taxonomy places the organism in Eukaryota, Metazoa, Chordata, Mammalia, Carnivora, Hyaenidae. Bases 111 to 2294 code for a protein of 727 amino acids. The transcript has 16 exons. Gene Ontology annotation, molecular function: GTP binding. The record is from RefSeq and is a predicted model, not a curated record. Gene Ontology annotation, cellular component: nucleolus.